ACAACAGCUGAUCUGAUGGCGUUUGUUUUGCGUUUUAAAAGGAAAUGACCCUCUGACAUGAGGAAGUCGUAUGGAGCAAGAGGGCUUGAAACAUCGUCAGGGAAUUAAAAAAUUGCUGCUGUCACUGGCCGUGUUGAGCAGUAUCACAGCAGAAUAACAUGGCUGCAAAUCGAGGAGUAAUUAGCCUAAGGUUUAAUCAAGACCAAGGAUGUUUUACCUGCUGCAUGGAGACCGGGAUGAGGGUCUAUAAUGUAGAACCACUUGUGGAAAAAGCUCAUUUUGACAACGAGCUGAUGGGAAGUAUUGGAAUGGGUGAAAUGCUAUGGAGAACAAAUAUUGUAGCAGUUGUCGGUGGUGGAACCAGGCCCAAAUUUGCAGACAAUACAGUUCUCAUCUAUGAUGAUUUGGCCAAAAAAUUUGUCCUUGAGAUAACUUUCACCAGUACAGUUAAAGCAGUCAGAUUAAGGAGGGACAAGCUGAUUGUUGCACUGCAACGGGAAAUUCAUGUAUUCUCAUUCCCUGCACCAACCAGAAGGCUGCUGACUUUAGAAACUAGGGAAAAUCCCAAGGGUUUGGUUGAGGUUGCAACGCUUGCCACAGCUCAAAAACAACUGCUUGUUUUCCCUGGGCACAAGUUGGGCAGCGUUCAUCUAGUCGAUUUAGCUGCUACUGACGCAGGAAGUUCUAGCACACCGGCAACUCUCGUUGCUCACCAGGGUGCCCUUGCCUGCUUGGCAGUAAAUGCUAGUGGUACAAUGAUAGCAACAGCUUCGGAGCAAGGUACCAUCGUCAGAGUUUGGGACAGUGUUCGCAGACAUCUCUUGGUCGCAUUGAGGAGAGGUGCGGAUCCUGCUACUCUGUAUUGUAUAAACUUCAGCAGGGAUUCUGAAUUCUUGUGCGUAUCGAGCGACAAGGGGACUGUGCACAUAUUUGCGUUGAAGGACACGCACCUGAACCGCAGAUCAACCUUCUCGAGCAUCGGUUUCUUAGGCAAUUAUGUAGAAAGUCAAUGGGCAUUAGCUACGUUUACAGUCCCACCUGAGUGUGCUUGUGUCUGUGCAUUUGGCUCUCGAAGUUCCGUAAUUGCUGUGUGCUUGGAUGGUACCUUUCACAAGUACGUUUUCACAUCCGAUGGUAACUGCAAUCGAGAAGCGUUUGAUGUUUUUCUGGAUGUCUGUGAUGACGAUUUUUAAUUAUCAACUCACCUACUUACAUAACAUGUACAUACAUAUUAACUACUAUAAAUAUAAGAAUUAUUUUCACGCUCUAAUAUGCGCACAUCAUUCAACACAUUCGUAAACUGGUGGAAUUCAUGUGUAGACAAGGCACACUUUUUCGUCUCUUUUUGCAUUCCAUGGUAUAUCAGAUGGUUCUAUGGUUAUUUCGUUUUCAGUUGAGGAAGUAUCGCUUCUCGAUUUUUCUCUGAAAAGGUAAAAAAAAAUUGUUUAAUGUAUAUUUUAACACAUCGUUACUCCAUAGAGAUGUAAACUCACUAUACGGUUCUGGAUUAAUCAUUGGAGAUAUCAAUGCAGGAUAAACAGCCAUAGCUAGCAAUCCUACAAA
Neodiprion fabricii is the source of this 1563-nucleotide messenger RNA. Its product is annotated as WD repeat domain phosphoinositide-interacting protein 4-like. Gene Ontology annotation, cellular component: extrinsic component of membrane; cytosol; phagophore assembly site membrane. Gene Ontology annotation, molecular function: phosphatidylinositol-3-phosphate binding; protein binding; phosphatidylinositol-3,5-bisphosphate binding. The coding region runs from base 159 to 1193 and encodes 344 amino acids. NCBI's taxonomy places the organism in Eukaryota, Metazoa, Arthropoda, Insecta, Hymenoptera, Diprionidae. The record is from RefSeq and is a predicted model, not a curated record. The transcript is spliced from 7 exons. Gene Ontology annotation, biological process: nucleophagy; autophagy of mitochondrion; protein lipidation.